This is a messenger RNA of Kwoniella shivajii, 1035 nucleotides long. RefSeq lists its product as uncharacterized. Gene Ontology annotation, molecular function: 3'-5'-RNA exonuclease activity. NCBI's taxonomy places the organism in Eukaryota, Fungi, Basidiomycota, Tremellomycetes, Tremellales, Cryptococcaceae. The transcript has 4 exons. The coding region runs from base 1 to 1035 and encodes 344 amino acids. The record is from RefSeq and is a predicted model, not a curated record.
AUGGUGACCCGAGUGGAAUCUAUGAGCCAUUCCCAACAAGGCAGCAGCGCUCAUACUCCAGUGACACCGAAGGAAGUGAUUCACGUCGCCACCGUCAACGUACGAUACAACAAUGGGACUACAUCCGAUGGACCUAUUUUCGACAUUCCAUAUCGUGAAAAACCGUGGUCUGAACGAAAAACCCGUCUGGUAGACUGUCUACUCAGCACGGGUGAUUUAGAUAUUAUAGGAUUUCAAGAAGUAUUACAUGAUCAAUUACUCGAUUUACAACAUCUCUUAGGUCCGGUUUAUGGUCAUGUAGGUGUAGGAAGAGAUGAUGGGAAACAAGCAGGGGAAUACAGUCCGAUAUUUUAUGAUAAAAUGAAAUUCGAUUUGGUUGAUUGGAGUACUAUUUGGUUGUCGACUACUCCCGAUAUACCCUCAAAAGGAUGGGACGCGGCUUUACCUAGAAUAGCUACGUUGCUUACACUUCGAAGAAAGGAUAAGAAAGGAUGUUUGGUUCAUGCGGUAAAUACCCAUUACGAUCAUUUAGGUUUACGAGCUAGAGCGGAGAGUAGUCUUUUGAUCCGAUCACAAAUAUGGCAAUGGGUGAAACGAAUAGAAGAAAGGGAAAAAGUAGAAGUAGAGGGUCCGGUGAUACUAUUUGGAGAUUUUAAUUCGCCGCCGUCCGAAGGAGGAUAUCGCAAUAUCACCUCUCCUCAUCCCCUCCCUUCAGGUCAAUCAUCGUUCUACUUCCUUGACUCAUACACCCAUCUGUCGCCGUCUUCAACCACACCACAGACAAGGCCAUACGGACCAGAAUUGACCUACACUGACUUUGCUCCUCCGGGAAGUCGAGAUGCGACAAGGAUAGACUUUGUCAUGCUUGGUGCUGAACCUGCCUCAGACAAGGAGUACAACGUGAAGGGAAGGGGGGAAUGGGAAGUGGACAGAUAUGCUUGUUUGGACAAUUUCGUAGACGGGGAUGUUAAAGGGUGGAAAGGGAGAUGGAGUGAUCACAGAGCUGUACGGGUUACUAUCGUACAUGUAGGAUGA